This is a messenger RNA of Lineus longissimus, 2921 nucleotides long. RefSeq lists its product as uncharacterized. Gene Ontology annotation, cellular component: membrane. The transcript has a single exon. The coding region runs from base 148 to 1539 and encodes 463 amino acids. The record is from RefSeq and is a predicted model, not a curated record. NCBI's taxonomy places the organism in Eukaryota, Metazoa, Nemertea, Pilidiophora, Heteronemertea, Lineidae.
UCUCAUUUGCAUCCAUAGUUGAAAAAGCAAUUUUGCAGGCAGCGUCGAGGUUCUAAUCUAUUGCUAGUAUACGCAGUGUAUCAGCUGGCUUAACAUCAUCCUCUAACCUUCCUCUGAGAAUCGUUUACCAAUCUGUUCGCAGAAAAAAUGGCAGCUGUAGAUGAUGGACCUAUUUCGCCUGCGAUGAAAUGCUUCAUCCGGACACGAGGGUUGCUCUCUGCCGUUGCCUCGGCCUUCCUUUUUGCUGCCAAGAUGAUCUUCAUGACGAAUAUAGAAGGCAUCACGGUUUUGGAAAAUUUGACCUUUCAUAUGGGAUCGCUACUCCUCGUCACGACGAUUUGGAUCUUGUCUACCAAGACGCAACCUCACAUGAAGUUAACUUGGUUGUGGUUGGGAUUUUUAGCCAUGUAUCUUUCGGGAAUAGCAUUCUUAACCGCCGCGGUCAAUAUGAAUUACGGAGACGCCUCGGCAAUUUAUUUUAGCUCGCCAAUUCUUGUUGGGAUCUUUGCUUGCCUAUUCUUGAAGGAGCCCUGCGGACCCGUCUUGGUUAUGUGUACACUGCUCAUGACCGCGGGAAUGAUAAUGGUCAUUCGACCACAGACCAUCUUCGCCGACGCAGAGUCACAGUGCCUGAACUGUUCACAUAUAACUACUAAUUUUCAUAUUCACAAAUCAGAGUGCGCUAAUUCCUGUGGUGCCAAGGAAGUUGAAGAUGUUACUUCUGCCAACAACCAAACGGACACUUCUGCGAUUAACCAAUCGGAAUGCUUCAAGUAUUGUGAGGUCAAUCGUAACAACCACUCAUCGCUUUCGAAUGAAACUGUUUCUAACCAACCAGACUGCUGGAACUGGUGCACGCAAAAACGCAAUCAAUCACAAGAAGAAAGCAACGCACGAUUAAACAAAACUCGUGCUGGUCAGAAAUUUCGGAAAGUACCAGUAAAGUGGUCGAUUUCAAACCUCAUGCGUCCUCAUGCCUUAUCCCGCUCCUGGGCAUGCAUUCUUGCGGUCUCUGGGACGAUUUUCAGUUCGAUAUCCAUAGUAGUGGUUCGAGCAUACAGUAGUUUAGAUACGGCGGCAAUUUCCUUCAAUUUCUCGAUCAUAGGAUUAGUAUUGUCCAUUGUUCUUAACUCGGCUAUUGGUGGAUGGACUCUGCCGCAAGAUCUCGGGACAUGGGGGCUGGUCUUUGGCAUGUCCAUAUCGGCAGCUCUCGCCUACACACUUAACUUCAUCGCUCUUAACUAUGAAUCCGCCGCUGUCGUCAGCAUUUGCAAGACGUCGGAAAUCGCCUUCGCCUUCCUAAUGGAAUAUCUCAUCGAUGGAAAGGUGCCGAAAACCAUGAGUAUCGUUGGUGCGAUCAUUAUAAUAGCUGUCGCUGUCUUCAGGGGAAUAAGUAACCUUUUCAAUAUGGAGAUAUACUGCCCGUCACAAGGCAGAUGCUGGAAAGAUGAAGACAUGGAGAGGGCAACAUUGUUGAAAGAACGGUGCCCUCUUGCUGGUGAAAAUCAUUCGGAUACUAAGGACGGGGGAAGCAAGUAAUGCAUAUGUUUUUCACCAUGAAGUGUAGCCACUCGAAAUAGGCUCCGAUCCGCUCGGCCCGUCCCGAUCGUAGUGGGAGGGGGCGGGCCGGUCAACCUGAAGUGGGCCUCAUGGUAAAAAUGUCAUACACGUGUCGGGGAGUCCAGGCAUGCGCAUGUUUGUGCUCUCAAUUGUGUAGGCUAAUACCAUUGACCACACGGGGACUAGUCCCAGACUAUUUUAUUUUCGUUAUCCACGACAUUGUUUUGUCUUGGCGGCAUCUUUGCUUCGGAAUGAACUGAUGAUUUCUGUAUGUUGUACAUUCUACAUAUAUCCGACAUAAGAGUUGCCGAUUUAUUCACGAUCAAUUACACAAUUUCAUCGUUACUCACUUCUAUGCAAAUCGACGCCGGACUCUGUAAAUGCGUAUUUCCGUGUAUAUCGAUAUAAAUGAAUUGAUUAACGUUUUCAUAAAAACAUAUUUCACCUUCAUCAUUUUUAUUUCCAAUUGGACACGUGCAUAUGGCGUUUGCAACGCAGUCGUUAUCCAAGCCAUCAUAUCGACUUUGAAUGAGACUUUGUUGAUCCGAUACCUAAAGGAAAACGCCGUUCGUAAUUACUGGUGGUCCAGGAAAAUAUAAUUGUAGUCAUACUCAAUGCAGUAUUCCAGUUUGUACGCCCGGUCUCAAUUUUAUUACAGAGACCCGCCAGCCUGGUCCUGUUCGCAACCCCGGUUCGCAACUCGAUAUAUGGUGCUAUACAUUCGUGCAGUGAACGUGUAAUUAAACUGUUUUCCAUAAACGCGCUUUUCCUUACACUUCUAAUACGUCUAACCGAAUGUGUCACUGUCACCAAUGUACCAAGGAGCCACGCUCAAAUUUGUCCUCCGAUCUUUUUAGUAGCAUUCACAGAUGUAAUGACCCCUGCCUGACGUAGGCGCGUCGUCCACCAUAUAGCUCUUGAGCAACCACAACCUCAUACCAUAACCCUGCUCGCCCUUGACACCGUUGGGUUCACCUUUCGCCCAAAAAAUAGUCUUGUUGUCCACUUUAAUUCCAGUCCCGUCCCACCGGAAGUCGAAGGCAGCGCCAUGGCGGUUGAUGCCGCCUAUCCACCAGUUUUGCGGUAUAUCUGAAAUUUAACGAUGCAAACCGGUGUAGAAGUAGAAAAUGUCUCACUGGAAAAAGUGUCCGGCCUAUUGUAUUUUCAUCGAUUAUGGUAUAUGGUUCCUUUGAAGCCAUUAUUGUCAAUAGCGCAGAGGUUAAAGCGCAUGAUAGAAUUCUUUGUUUAACGGACAUUCUAUCCAUGGACAUUUCAAACACUUGAACCGGUUUGAUUCUAGGGCAACAGUUGUUGAUGUGAAAGUAACUCUAGUCCCCCGCUGGCCAUAGGCCUAUCCUCCA